Messenger RNA from Microtus ochrogaster (prairie vole), 2727 nucleotides. It is a transcript of the gene Pitpnb, whose product is annotated as phosphatidylinositol transfer protein beta. Gene Ontology annotation, cellular component: cytoplasm. The record is from RefSeq and is a predicted model, not a curated record. Gene Ontology annotation, biological process: phospholipid transport. Gene Ontology annotation, molecular function: phosphatidylcholine binding; phosphatidylinositol binding; phosphatidylcholine intramembrane carrier activity. The transcript has 12 exons. NCBI's taxonomy places the organism in Eukaryota, Metazoa, Chordata, Mammalia, Rodentia, Cricetidae. Bases 74 to 889 code for a protein of 271 amino acids.
CCGGGCUGCGCAUGCGUGCUAAGAGGCCCGGUGGCGGCGGCGGCGGAGGCAACUGUGAGGGGGUUCCCGGAAGAUGGUGCUGAUUAAGGAAUUUCGUGUGGUUUUGCCGUGUUCUGUUCAAGAGUACCAGGUUGGACAGCUCUACUCUGUCGCAGAAGCCAGUAAGAAUGAGACUGGCGGAGGAGAAGGGAUCGAGGUCUUGAAGAACGAGCCGUAUGAGGAGGACGGAGAGAAGGGGCAGUACACACACAAAAUCUACCACCUGAAGAGCAAAGUUCCUGCAUUUGUAAGGAUGAUUGCUCCUGAGGGCUCCUUGGUGUUUCAUGAGAAAGCCUGGAAUGCUUACCCCUACUGUAGAACAAUUGUAACGAAUGAAUAUAUGAAAGAUGACUUCUUCAUCAAAAUUGAAACAUGGCACAAACCUGACUUAGGAACAUUAGAAAAUGUUCAUGGUUUAGAUCCAAACACAUGGAAAACUGUUGAAAUUGUCCACAUAGACAUUGCAGAUCGAAGUCAAGUUGAACCGGCAGACUACAAAGCUGAUGAAGACCCUGCAUUAUUCCAUUCAGUCAAGACCAAAAGAGGCCCCCUGGGACCUAACUGGAAGAAGGAACUGGCAAACACCCCUGACUGUCCUAAGAUGUGUGCCUAUAAGCUGGUGACCAUCAAGUUCAAGUGGUGGGGGCUGCAGAGCAAAGUAGAAAACUUCAUUCAAAAGCAAGAAAAACGGAUAUUUACAAACUUACAUCGCCAGCUCUUUUGUUGGAUUGACAAGUGGAUCGAUCUGACAAUGGAAGACAUUAGGAGAAUGGAAGAUGAGACUCAGAAAGAACUCGAAACAAUGCGUAAGAAGGGUUCCGUCCGAGGCACGUCGGCCGCUGAUGCCUAGAUGAGUCCCCUGUAGGUCAGAGACAUUUUCAAACUGUCUACGGAGUCAAGGCCAAGUGAGGGGAACAAGCGCAGCCUGUGACGAGUGAAGAUGCUACCAGUGUCUCUGUGUGACGACCCAAGGGCACGUGUGCACACACAUGUACACAUAGACACGUGUGUGUGUGUGUGUAUGUGUGUGUGUGUGUCUCUGUGUGAUGUUUCCAGCGUGUGCACACACGUGUAUGUCUGCAGCUGUAUGUAAAACACAUAUGGCUAGAGGCCUAGAUACACACACAAGUGUAUAUAUGUAUGUGAAAACAUUGAAGGGAUCAGUACAAUUUCUCCAAAGUACUGUACCUCUCUUCAGCAAAAAUACUAAAGAAAAUAUUUUCAAUAUAUAACCUGGAACGGAUUUUAAUAAUCAUCAAUGUGAUGCCCUUGAUGGAUAAAUGGACUGCCAUGUGGUGCUGGCUGGCGUGCUUCAUGAAUGCCAGGUGUGGACCAGUGUGUAUAGUUUUGGGUUGUUUCUGUUUUUUCAAAUCACCACACAUACACUUUUUUUAUUUUUAUCCCAUCAGCAGCAGACUCCUACAGAAAGAUAUCUUCAGACUGUUAGAUACUCCAGUGAAUCCGGAGAGUAAACUCUGGAUGUUUUGGGUGUAUUUGUAACUAUUUAUUUCUGGGUGGCCACUAUCUUCCAGCCAUGGAGUGAAAUCAAAGCUCUUUACUAGAUCACCCAAGGGGCGGGAAAUCUUUUUUUAAAAUUGCCACUUUUUAUUGGAUUUUUGUAUUUUGAAUUUCAAGUAUUUUUCUACAUCAAAUCUAGCAAAAAAAAAAAAAAGUGAUGACGGUUUGUGAUUCCUGUAAACACUAGACAAUGUUCAGACUCUGCCUGAGCAAACAAGGCGACAAAGGAAAUAACCUUGAUGGCAUUGCAGUCACACAGAGCUUUUCUGUGGGGACUGUGCAGACCGUCCAUGUUGCUCUGAGCACACUGACAUUUAGCUCUUUGCCUGCUGCAGUCCAAGCCAGGGGGAAUGUUGAUGGUGAGCUAGGAACAGUUAAAUGUGGCACAGGACUGUCCCCAUCCUGAGGCCAGCUCGAUCCUGAGCAUUGCUGCCAACACUGCUUCCUUUUCUUGCCUCUUUUUUCUCCUCUUUUUCUCUUUUUUUUUAAGGAAGGAACAAUAGCUAGGUAAGAUUUUUUUUUUUUAAUUAACUUUUCUGUAUGAUGCUGUUUUCCCUUGUCAGUCCCAGAAGCCUGACCAGAAUCAUACUGUUGAAGCCCUCAGGUUACACACUGUCUUUUUAACCUACAUCACCCCACAGUCCUCCAUCCCCCAUAGAACAUAUUACCCCCACAGUGAGCCCAAUAGUAACUGGUUCCUUUGCUGACAGACUUGCCCUAUGUGCCCCUCCUCCCAUGCCCUGUGUUCCCACAGGAGCAAUGACAGCACUUCCCACUGCAUUGCAAUAAUACCCUGUCAUCCUCGGCAACAGACCCUGGCUUCCAUGUGCCCUCUCAAGAUAAAGGCUAGUGUUUUUUCUCUGGAUACUGGUGGGAGAUGGGUUUGGUUACAUCAGUGGAAAAGGCACCAGAAGGGUCAUUGCCAACCCCAGGCAGUGGAGAACCCAGUCUUUUUCCCCAGUGAACCAAUUCAUGGACAGCUUUAGUCACAUUGGGAGUUUGGGCACACAAGGAAAUGAGCCUGGUGUGGACUCUACUGUCUUCUAACAGCUGUGGAGAUUGAGGGACGUGGUGAAUGUCAAAUACCUGUUGACUUGGCAGUCUCUUGUGUAAACUACAGUAAAACAAAGUAAGUGAAAUUGAAACAAAAAUAAAUUUGAUCACAAAAUG